Molecule: messenger RNA, 7123 nt
Organism: Gymnogyps californianus (California condor)
Lineage: Eukaryota; Metazoa; Chordata; Aves; Accipitriformes; Cathartidae
Gene: RESF1
Product: retroelement silencing factor 1
Exons: 5
Coding region: 493-6063 (1856 amino acids)
Cellular component (GO): nucleus
Molecular function (GO): histone methyltransferase binding
Source: RefSeq, a predicted model, not a curated record
AGAGGAAAGAAAAAAAAAAAGACAAGGAAAAAUGGUGAAAACACACAUUACGGUUGUUAGCGUUAGAUGAUUGCUAUUCUUUGCCUUCAUGAACUGAUACUGGGCACUAAUAAAAGGAAGCUGUUGCUUUGCAGCAAAUUGGACUUCAAAACCUGCCAGGAGAUCUUCUGCUGUAUUAUUAGUAAUCAGGGACAUAGGAGACUGUCCAUUGAUGUUGUUGGUACAGGUCAUUGCUACUUUGGUGAAAGUAGCACUUGCAGCUUGAUGACUAUUGUCCCUUCUAGGAGCAAAGACCAGUAAGGAGCUUUUGCUCUUCCAGUGGAUGCUACAGAUCUGUCUGAAGGGACACACUAACAAGAUUGCUGAAGAAAUACCCAGUGUAAAACUAGCAGUCUGAAAUCUUUAGCUUGGAUGGAAAAGCCUGUUUUCUCAUCUGAGAUUCCUGCAUCGCUCAUUCUGGUUUUUGGCUGAAGAAAAAGAAAUCAAGAAAAGAUGGACUGGAAUGUAAGACCAUUCCAGAAUGCUGAUGCAAAGAAAAACCUACAAAGUGAAGAAGCAUGUUACACUCAGUUGCUUUCUAAUGCACAUGCUUUUCCUCAGACAAAUGCCUAUUCCUCUAAAAAUGCAUGCACUUAUGCUGGAAAUAACCAAAUGGUGUAUCUGCCAACUAGCAAUGUUGCCUUCCCUUUUGUAAAUGCUGAAGGAUUCAAAACUUCAGAUCAGGCCUUACCAGGAGCAUCUGUAGCUGGUAAUGAUUUUUUUAUCUCGAAAUACUCAGUUGAUCGACGUCCACCAUCCUGUGUACCAAUAGCUCCAAAACCUACCAAUCAGACAUCACGUUUGCGGGCAGAGAUGACUCAGACUUCUUGGCCAAACUCUAAUGCCUACGUUUAUUCCCUUACAAAGUUACCUCCCUUGUCUUCUCAGAUGAAUGCUGGAAAUAAUGUGAGGAAUGUACUUCGGGAACCUCAGUAUGUCACUACAAACAGUUACACUGUGCAGCCACAAAUACCACAGCAUAAUUCUAUGAGAACUACAAUGUUAUAUCAAAGCAACAUUCAUUCCCAGAAUAAUUCUAUGUCUCUUGGUACAUCUGGGCAACAUGUCCAAAACCAAAUAUAUCAUCCCAACACUCAGUUGAAAGUUUUACACUCACUGAAUCAAAAUACUGAAGCAAAUGUACAGCUGCUACAAUAUCGACCAAGUCAGAUGGGAUCAGAAGCUCCUAGCAGAUGUUCUGCACCGUCUUUGUUGCCUGCCAACUGUGAUUCAAGAGCUGCAGCACGAUCUUCAAUAGGUAUACCACAGGCAGUUCAAAAUGUGCCUAAUGGAUACACCCUUAGCCAACAGAGGCACCAGUCAGAUCCAAAAAAUGCUUCUGGUUUUAACAGUGUUCAGCAACACUGUCAGAAACAGCAAUCUGGAGAAGUUGGUCAAUCAGCUAGGAAUGUCUGUAAUUCAAGUGGAAAUUUGACAGCAAAUCAGCCUUUUAAUGAAAAGUCUGUGCCAUCCCCUGGCAUUUCCAAAGAACUGUAUGAUAUUGUGCAAGAAAUGGAAGCUCUUUCUUCAGUGGCUGCUUCAAAGCCACUGAGUGAUCCUGCAUCAGUUCAAGAAAGCCAGACUAGUAGUUUAAUGAAUGGGCAUGUUAAUUCUCAAAUUUCUUCAGCAGCAGCAGCAGAUGGAAGAACAAUUACGAAGGACAGACUAGCUUGGGAAGCUCAAAGGCUGCUCACUAUUAAAAAAAAAUGUGUCCUGCUUGAAAGGAUGCAUCAUUAUAGAAGAAAACUAUUAGCAGCUUCAGAACAUGACAAAAGUACUCCCCCACUUCCUCCAAGUUAUCAAGAUGCUCUUGCUAAUUGUCUUCUGUUGGUGCCCAACCGAAAUGUACCACCUUCACCAUCUGAAACAGCGAGGACAGUGUGUCCAAUACUUAACUCUUCACCUGAAGAAAGACACGACAAAAACAUAGCCAGUGCUGAUAACAGAGGAUUGGAGGUGACUCAAAGUAACCCUCAGGUGGAGCAGGGAAGCCUUUCAUCAAGCUCUGCUCCUAUUCCCUCUCAGAGCAAACUCCCAGCUCAAUUAAAUAAUCCUGAGAGCAUUCCAGUCUCAGAACAAAGGGAUGCACAUGCCUUGGCCUCUUCUCAAAAAACUGUGACAUCCUUGAAGAAUGCUUCAUGUUUUAGUCAAGUGGAUAGGUCUAUCAAAAUUGCAUCAAAGAAUGUGCCAGUUAACCCCAAGAACUCAUCAUUUCUUCAGUUUGUAUUGAGCAGCACAAAUAUAUUGAAAGAGAAGACAGCUGGUGCUACUGCUGAUAAAAUACUGACUAGUCUCCUGUGUAGUGAAAAACCACUGGUAGAUACAUCUGUCUCGGGUGGAAGCUUACUAAAAGACACUAGUGAGAAGAAAGUAGAAAGUUUGAAAGGUGAGCAGGCAGUUAUGGUUCACACAAACUCUCCUGUAUCAGAAAAAAAUAAAUCUGGUGAAGCUAAAUUCCAGAGUGAUGUAGCUCAGAAAAAAAAGCCAUUUACUGAAAAUACAUCUUUUAAACAGAGCAAUUAUAGUUACUCUGUGGAAGAGCUAACUGCAUGCCUGGGCUUGUGGAGAAAGCAUCCGUCGGAAUCUGUAACUGUGCAAAAUAGCCAGUCAAAUGAAAGUUCCACAGCAAAUCAGAUGCCACCUUACAGCCAAAACACAAAAAAUAGAGAACAAAAUGAUGUUCUGGUUGGUACAGAUGAAGCAAUCUUGCCUAUAACAACUGCUUCUGUAGGACAAAAACUUGACACAUUGAGUUGCAAUUUGAUAAAAAGUUUUGAACUCCAAGUUGCAGUUGUCUCUCCGUUAGUACUUUCUGAACAGAGAACACAGAGUGAGCAGGCAGACAAAUGUCCAACAUCUGCAGGUAAAAACUAUCCAGUGAUUGACUCAGGAAGCACAUGUAGCUUGCAAGAACAGGGGAAAAUUGCUUUAAGUGCAGUAAAUACUGAUAAAGGAACAGUAGAAACUGCUUGGUCAUCACCUGGUGAUUGUGUUCAGGUACAGAAAGCGGACUCAUAUUUGCAGCAGACCAAAUUAGCUGAUGGAAACAGAAUAGUAAAAAACAGUGUGAGUGCAAAUGAUUCAUAUGAUGAAAACCAAAAGAAAGUUAGUCAAUCUGCACAAGAUGCUAGAGAAGAUCUGCAGCUUGGAUUACAAAAUAAGCCUUCUCUUCCUGAAUUGGGGCAUAAAGACAAGCAAGCUGUGUUAGAGACAGGAGAUACAUCCACAGCUGUUUUGGAAGAACAGAUGUUUUGUAUUUCUAGUGUAUGUUCUCUUGUUGAAGGUGAUACAUUUUAUAAUCCACAAAUAGCAAGUAUCUUCAGGUCGGUCCCUGAGACACAUGCAUUAAAUGGUGCCUCAUCAGAAGGAAAUGCGUCUGACCCAAGGCAAAAGGAACAACAGCUGGACUUGUGUAAAAAUGAGCUGAGCAAUAACACUCCCCAAAGAGACAGCUUGCUGCAAAAGAUGUUGGAAGAAUCAUCAAGCUGCAUGAGUGAAGCAGGUAAGAUUUGGGAUGGUAUCAUAGCUAGUCAUUUGGAGAAAGAAAGCAGUGGCAGUCCUCAUAAAACAGUUUCUACCUCAGAACAAAAAACGGCAUUCAAUGCAUCUUUCAAGCAUCCUGAAAAUGACUUGGAAAUUCUUGCUAGUGUAAACCAGCAGUUAGCUCAAAAUUCACUAGAUUUCUCGAUCAGUAUAACUGCUGAAAGAAAUGCGUUUACUGUUCCAAGAGACAACAGCGAACAAAACUACAUGUCCAGUAAAAAUAGCACAGAAAAAGAGAUGAACCUUUUUGGAGCAGAACCUAUUGAAUGUCUAAACAAUCAGCUGUCGGAACUAGUGAAAGAGUUUCCAUAUGGCAUUGAGGGUGCUGAUACGCUAACAAAAGAACCAGUACAAAAUGGUUUUGUGGCUGAGUGGAUGGAGAAUCAACCUCAAAAAGAGACUCAGAUUUGUGACAAGAAUUCUCAUUUGAAGGACCCAGUAGAUCAGAUAAAAAUUGCAGUGUUAAGCUCUGAUCAGCUGCAAGAACUGUUUCCUGAACACAACCGGUGUUCCUCUAGUGACAGCAAAAGAGUAGCGAGUCAACAGUCAGAAGAAGCUUCAGCUGAGGAGGAGAACCUUGAAGGCACUAUUCAGCCUAGUCAAAGUCUAUGUGAGAAGGAAAAAAACGACCAAAAAACCUCCAACCCCAGGGAAAAAAAAGAAGAUUGUUCUUUAACGGGUUGGCUAUCUGUAGCAUGUAAAAUGCCACAGUGCCCCUGUGUAUUUGGAACGUGUGGUUCAGAGAAAAAUGAUGAUCAGCUUUCAAAAGCUGAAAAUACUAGCUCUGCAGAGGGACAAGAAAACAACAGUAAAUCGGAUGCCGUAAUGAAGAACUGUGCAGACGGAAACCUGCUAAUUUCUGAAAAAAUCCUAAACAGUGUUGGCAAAAAUAAAAAAUAUAUUUGCAAAGACAUCUCUGUAAUGAACAAAAAAGUUAGGCUAAAGGAGAAUAAUGAAUACAAACUGCUUACAACACAACAGGAAAAAAUUGGACCACUUAAUUCUUCUGAAAACCAGGAUGUUGAUAAAUCUAAAAAGAGCAGCUGGAAGGAAGAGCUGCAAAUCGACAGAAGAAUCCCAUUGUUAGGCAAAGAAUUUCAUUCUGACAAAAAAGAAAAUCAGGCAGCCUCAGAAGAGUUGUCAGAGAAAGCUGGUCAUACAAAUGCAGACAACAUGACAAAGUCGUCCAAAAAGAGAGAGAGAGUUUUCAAAAUGGAGUCCCUUUCAAAAGAUAAAACCAAAACAGGUUUGGCCGUGAAAUCCAAAACAGACGUUCACAAAUUUAUCAAGUCAGAAACUGUUGAAAUUAAGCAUGCUGAAAUCAAUCAAGGACAAAAUAAAACCUGUGAAGAGAACUCAGCUGAAGAACAGAACUGUAGGAAACAAAAGGAGAUACUUGGGCAAGUUGUAGGAAUUAACAUCAAAGAGAAAGCCAAAUUAUCAGCAGAAAUAAAACAUAAAAAGCUGAAUAGUUAUCGUGCUGAUGCUAUAAAGUUCCCAAAUUUUGGCAGCGUAGACUUAAAAUCAAGAAACCCCAAAUAUUGUCAGCAUAAAUCUAUGAAAGUUCAUCCUUCACAGGAGCAGUCGUACAAACGGAAGAGGAAGGAAAAUAUGAUUGGGAAGAGAGACCCUAAGAAAACAAAGGUAGAAGAGGAAAGACUGAAACAAGCUGAAGCAAAGAAUUCCAAGCAGCUUUCACAUAAUUGCAUGAUAAAUACUGAGAAAGCAAAAAAAUUGAAUGGAGAAAAUGGCUGGAAACCAAAGAGUUCAUUAGCAGAUCGCUCUGUGCUUAAACUACAGAGAAAAAGGGCUCGAUCUUCUACCAUCUCUAAAAACUACUUUUCUAACAAAGAGAGACGUCUCGAUGGUCAAAACAAAGACAAGUACUCUGAGAAAAUGUUUCCUGAUAAAAACCUGCUAUACUUCAAUAGAAGAAAUAACAGAUUAAAAUUGCAUCUUCAAAAGGAACCAAAAAAACACUACCUGAACAGAGUUGCAUUUAAAUGUACGGCACAGGAACGCAUAUAUCUGACAAAACUAGAGACAUCACCUGUCAGACCUGUCUGGCAUAUGAAGCCCAAAGUAUCACAAAACAGCCCAGAUGUGAAAAGAGAUGCGUCUGUCUCAGAAGUUGAGAAAUCAUGUAAUCUGAAAGUACUUGAAUUUAAGCUGUGUCCAGAGAUACUGUUCAGAAAUCCAACCACUGAUGAAGAAAGCUUGGCUGCAAAGAAUUCCCUGGAAAGAGAGAAAGCCAUUGUGGCAGGUGUCAAGAGUAAAAAAGAAGAUUGGUUAAAAUGUGAUCCAGUGAAGCAAAAAAAGCUGGAAGAGAUGUCUACAGCUGAGGACAGUAUUCCACUUGAUACAGCUAUACAGAUCCUGGAUGGAGAUGGCGAGGCUCUUCACAUUCCAAUCAAAGACUCAAAAGAAGUGUUUCAGACCUACAGGAAAAUCUAUCUGGAAAAAAAGAUGCAAAAGCCUUGAUAGCACUCCUGUAUCAUAGGUCUUACUCAGUAUCACUAGGGAAAAAAAGCCAACACUAAAAUGCUUUUUCCUGUUUACUUCAUAUUUUUGAAUAAUUGUAAAAAAAAUUUUUUGGGGGGGUUUUGGCAUUUUUUUCCCCCUAUUUGCCUCAUUUUUGUGAAUGACUGAGAUCUUAUUCUGUAUUUAUUGCACAAAUAUGCUUUGGUGCUGAAAAUGCCAUUGUCAAAUGUAUUGUUUCUUUUUGGCGUAUUUGAAUCUUUUUUUUAAAGAUACAGGAGUUAGUUGAACCUUGACCAAAAAACCUCAAACUCAUUUAAACUGUCAUAGUCUGUUUUCUUUUCUGAUUCUGGAAGACUUCUACUUGUGGUACUUUCCAUUGCUGGCAGUGGAAAAAUAUUCCUACUGGAAAGGGAUUGCAGUGAAUUCCUAAGCAUUACACCUUUAUUUUCUACUUACGCUAGUCUGAUUGUUGUGCUUCUAAUAUGGCUUUCUAUUUUUGUAGAAACUUUUUUUUUUAAACUGGGAAUACAAAUAUAAAACCCUCGAACAUACAGAUCGAGGGAUACCAUAAUAUGCUGCUACCCAGUUUUCUUACAUUUCUUUUUGUGGAACUUGUACAAAUUGAAUUCUCAGUUCUUUAUCUGAACACAAUGCUGUAAACUGAUAGUUGACUGAAGACUUCUCUUGUUUUUCUCUCUCUCUCUCUGCUUUCUUUACACUUGAAAGAAAAGUGUGAUUGUUGAAGUGCAGGGAGUUUGAAUUCCGUCUUGUCUGGACUAUGUUGCUCACUUUAACCAGACUGUAAUUAAUUUCUUUGUUUAUAAAGUGUUAGAUAAUGUUUGACUACACAUUCACUGUGACAUAAGAGUUAUAUUUGUUGCUGGAUAUCUUUUGUUUAAGUGCCUUUUCAUUAUUGUUCAGAAUUUUGAAUUGAAUCAUAUUUUUUCAGAAAUUUGGUACUUGAUUCUUUCUAUCUGUUUAAACCUUUAUACUGAAAGUAAAAACUCUGUAGAUAUUUCAUUAAGCAAUUUUUAUACUUGAAAUAAACUUUUGAAGGCUA